Molecule: messenger RNA, 2030 nt
Organism: Marasmius oreades (fairy-ring Marasmius)
Lineage: Eukaryota; Fungi; Basidiomycota; Agaricomycetes; Agaricales; Marasmiaceae
Exons: 4
Coding region: 1027-1986 (319 amino acids)
Biological process (GO): secondary metabolic process
Source: RefSeq, a predicted model, not a curated record
CAGUGUCAUCCCAUUGCCUCAGCCUCCGAUCUCAUCGUCGUAACCCAACCGUAACCACGGAUAUGUCUUAUAUCUCUGAGUUGGUGCCAAUAGAAUCAUAUACUUGCGUGGACCAGUACCAACGCUCGAUGUGAUGCCAUAUGGAAGAUCAUGGGCAGAUUCCGCCAGCGCGAGGAUCAUGAAUUAUGCCAUGCUCGGAUCCGGCCCUCAGGCAGAUAUGGGAAGGUAAUCAACUCCACACCCUCGGCCUUCGGAUCUCAGGCAAAUGUUUGGACAUCAGGUGAUACAAAUGGAUGUAAUUAGCCUUGCCAGCUGGCCGAUCUGUAUGAUUAGCUAGUAAUAUCGUUCCCCCACACCUGAGUAGCCUUGCCAGGAUGUGGUGUCCGCGGGACUGGAAGACUGCUGCAAGAACGAGACGGAUUGGAGACGGAUUGAGGGUCCACUCCCUCGUUGGGAAUCCGAGGAGGAGAAUCAUCUUGCUGCUCGAGUGUCGCGUGGGGAAUGAAGUAGCCGUAGCCAAAAUCACGGGAGACUUGAAAAAGUGCGGUAAGAGGCGGAUACAUCCUGAUUUCUUGCGGUUCUAAUUUCUUCCUUUGAUAUAUCCCGCCGACAUUUGGCAUCAACUUCGGCUAAAGUGUGUCCAGGGCUGUAGGGGAAUGGACGGGGUACUACUGUACAGCUGAGGAACAAGGAGGAGAUCUGGGAAAACUUUGAAUUCCAAAUUUGGUCAUUGUUCCCACGCUCAAUACGCUUUGCUCUGUGCAAAACUGACCUGAAUCCACCGUGAAUCCACUUUCUCUCUCUGAGUCCGUAGGCCUUAAGGAGAGUUUCCAAUUCGAAAGGCCGCUCACAAGUCACGUUGAAAAUUUGUGUUAGAGAUUAGAGAUGGAUCAUCGCACUCGAUUGUCAUUCGGAUUGACAUUACACUUGAUUUGUGGCAUCUGGACGCGUCAUCUCGGCAGCAUUUACUAUGCAAUCCUUAAGGCUUAAAGGUCUUCUUCCAAAGCCUUUGCAAGCUUCGAUACCAUGCCCACCCUCAUAGAGGUCAAAGCGUAUAACACCUUGUUUCAAUUUUCUUACAUUCCGGUUGCGGUCUUCGUUGGGGGAACAAGUGGUAUAGGACAACGCACGGUCGAAGCUCUCGCUCGGACAGCCAACGGGAAAAUCCACAUCAUUAUCCUUUCUCGCUCUGAAUCAGUUGGAAAAGAGAUCCUGGCUUCCUUGGUGAGGCCCCUCGAUGUCUCCAUCAAUGUCAUUCGCGAAUUCGUAUAUUGCGACGCGGCUCUUAUGAAGAAUGUUUCUGUAGCUUGCAGCAAGAUCAGGCAGAUCCUACGAGAAAAUUUACCCCAUCACGAUCCUCCCAGAAUCAAUAUACUUUUUAUGUCCGCAGGAUAUGCGGAUGUUCGGUUAUGGACGCGUAAAGACACAGAAGAGGGAAUCGAUCACCAGUUGUCUUUGCGAUACUACCACCGGUUCAAGUUCACUUAUGAACUGUUGCCAUUACUACGUGCUGCUAAGGAUGCAGGAGAAGAUGCGAAAGUAUUGUCGGUGUUGGCGGCUGGUGUCAGGUGGUGGCUGCCACAGGACGAUUUCGGAUACAAAACUUUGAAGGAUGGGCCCGUUUGGAGAUCAACAAUUAUUAGCGCUCCCUAUAACGACCUCGCGUUCGAAGGUUUCGCACAAAGAGAGCCGGGAAUCGCCUUCACACACAUGAAUCCAGGUUUUGUGCGGACGCCCACAUUUAACAACACCAAUUCAUUCGCGCACUGGUUUUUGAAGCCGUUUGAUCUUCUCGUUAAGCUAGUCGCUUUAUUCAUCUCCAUCUCUGAAGAGGACAGUGCACAGUUUUUCCUAUAUGCGCUACUCGCAGGAAAGGCCGGAUUUCACAGGAGGAAUAACCAAGGUGACGGUAUUGGGAAUUGCGAUCAUGGGGUUGAUAAAGAGAAGUUUUGGAAGCAUUCAUUGGAGGAGACUCAGUCAGGGUAGCAGGCAGGGUUCUAUCUAUACGGAUCCUAAAAACUCUAAGUACU